This is a messenger RNA of Perca flavescens (yellow perch), 1981 nucleotides long. It is a transcript of the gene idh3a, whose product is annotated as isocitrate dehydrogenase (NAD(+)) 3 catalytic subunit alpha. Gene Ontology annotation, cellular component: mitochondrion. NCBI's taxonomy places the organism in Eukaryota, Metazoa, Chordata, Actinopteri, Perciformes, Percidae. The transcript has 12 exons. Gene Ontology annotation, biological process: isocitrate metabolic process; tricarboxylic acid cycle. The coding region runs from base 82 to 1248 and encodes 388 amino acids. Gene Ontology annotation, molecular function: NAD binding; magnesium ion binding; isocitrate dehydrogenase (NAD+) activity. The record is from RefSeq and is a predicted model, not a curated record.
UGUAUUGUGUUCAGCUUGACACGUGCUGCUGCUACUGUGCUGCUGCUGUGCUGCACCUGCACCGACCUUGGCUAGUUGAAGAUGGCAGGGAAGGCGUGGAGGUCAUCGAUUCUUAAUCUACUAAGACAGUGGGGUUUGUCGCUCAAUGGCAAGGAUAAAAUCAAGGCUCAGGAAGUGUCACGGGUGGUUGGAGCUUUGAAGAAAGAGACUCCACAACCCAGGACGUUCACGCGUGGGAUUCAAACUGUUACUUUAAUCCCUGGUGAUGGAAUUGGUCCAGAGAUCUCCACUGCUGUAAUGGAGAUAUUUGAUGCAGCUAAAGCACCUAUUCAGUGGGAGGAGAGAAAUGUUACAGCUAUACAAGGACCUGGUGGCAAGUGGAUGAUCCCUCCUGAUGCCAAAGAAUCGAUGGACAGGAACAAAAUUGGCUUAAAAGGUCCUUUGAAGACACCAAUAGCAGCCGGCCAUCCCUCUAUGAACCUGCUGCUGAGGAAAACCUUUGACCUCUAUGCCAAUGUGCGCCCCUGUGUGUCCAUUGAGGGCUACAAGACCCCCUACACUGAUGUGAACCUGGUCACCAUCAGGGAGAACACUGAGGGAGAAUACAGUGGGAUUGAACAUUUGAUUGUUGAUGGAGUUGUACAGAGUAUUAAGCUCAUUACAGAGCAAGCCAGCCAACGCAUUGCAGAGUAUGCUUUUGAAUAUGCCAGAAAUAAUCAGAGGGCCAGUGUUACUGCUGUUCAUAAGGCCAAUAUUAUGCGCAUGUCUGAUGGGCUUUUCCUACGAAAAUGCAGAGAGGCUGCUGAAAAGCACAAAGAUGUGAAAUUCACUGAGAUGUACUUGGAUACUGUGUGCCUUAAUAUGGUACAGGAUCCCACUCAGUUUGAUGUAUUAGUGAUGCCAAAUUUGUAUGGAGACAUCUUAAGUGAUCUUUGUGCAGGACUAAUUGGAGGUCUUGGAGUGACUCCUAGUGGAAACAUUGGAGCCAAUGGUGUUGCCAUAUUUGAGUCGGUUCAUGGAACUGCCCCAGAUAUAGCAGGAAAAGACAUGGCCAACCCCACUGCCUUGCUGCUCAGUGCAGUCAUGAUGUUGCGGCACAUGGGCCUGCAUGGCCACGCCAAGAAGAUUGAAACUGCCUGCUUUGACAUCAUUCGAGACAAAAAGGUUCUAACAAAAGACCUGGGAGGAAACUCAAAGUGCUCAGAAUUCACAAAAGCAAUAUGUCAACGAGUGCGGGAUCUGGACUAAAAUUAUGCUAAUAAGACCACAAGUUAACUUUUAGGGUCUCUUUACUUCAUCAUGUCACAUUGUAUCUGUACAUUUCAAACCAUAUGUAUUUAAAAAAAAAAAAAGACUCAGGCGUUAGAGAUCCUGAAUGUUUUAUUAUUCCCUCUGCACACUCCAAAGCACUGUCUUAAACUCUUGAAACAAUUACUGUAAAUGUAUUUAAUUUCUGAACUAUUUAAUCUGUGGUGGAUAUUGCCUAUUUAUUGGCUGAAAUCGGCCUCUUGUCUAAUGUAAUUGACACUGUUACAGUAUUUUGACAUAAACGAUGCAAUCCGUAACCUCCAUGAUCAUUUGAGAAACACUCAAAACAUUUGUCAACAAGUCAAACUCUUCCAUUAGGUUUGUGGAUAUAUUUCACAUUCAAGUCAUGAAAAAAAGAUGAUUUAAACAUAAUCAGGCUUCUGUAAUAUGAAAGUGGCAGAUGUGUUGCACUAAGUCUUUCAUGUCAUACUGUUUUUCUUUCUGCAAAUAGGUAUAUAUAAAGAAAAACGAAUAUAACAAUAUCAGAAAUGUCAGACUUUUUUUUCUACUUGCUAUUGUUUUCUGUUGUGAAGCACUUUGUGACGUCCGCUCUUAAAACGUGCAAUACAAAUAAUAUUAUUAUUCAGUGUUAUGCAAAUGACUUGUGGGUGUCACAAGCCCUUGUCAGCUGCUAUGAUAAUGACCCAUGUAAUUAAAUACCUGGUGAAAGUUA